AUGGCUCAGUCAUGUGAACAAAGAUGUGGAGGAAAAGAUGUAGAUACAUUUGAAGAAGGCUUCAGAAGUAAAUUCAACAGAACUAAUGAGAAACUGGAUGUGGGUAUCAGAAAAAAAGAAAGCUUUUUAAGCUUCCAACAUCAGUGGUGGCUAUCUGUAGAAGUUGGCACCUUUUGUCAUGUUGCAAAGCAUGAAACUGGUCCUGGAAUCAGAGGGAGUGAAAAAGAAGUAGAAAAAGAACUGAAGGAGUUGUGGUCCAGCUGGUGGCCACGCCAAAAAAGACUCGCAGCCUUCCUCAAGAAUGCCUGGGACAAGGAGCCGGUGCUGGUCGUGUCCUUCACCAUCGCGGGUCUCGCUGUAAUUCUGCCCUCGUUAAGCCCCUACACCAAGUAUGCCUCCAUGAUCAAUGCGGUCACCCCCUACAGCUACCCAGUGCCCCUCCGAGAUGAUGGGAACAUGCCUGACGUGCCCAACCACCCCCAGGACCCCCUGGGUCCCAGCCUGGAGUGGCUGAAGAAACUGUGA
Messenger RNA from Elephantulus edwardii (Cape elephant shrew), 525 nucleotides. RefSeq lists its product as uncharacterized. The transcript has 3 exons. Gene Ontology annotation, cellular component: mitochondrial inner membrane. Lineage: Eukaryota; Metazoa; Chordata; Mammalia; Macroscelidea; Macroscelididae. The coding region runs from base 1 to 525 and encodes 174 amino acids. The record is from RefSeq and is a predicted model, not a curated record.